AUGCCGGCCCCGGUCCCCAGCGUGUUCACCAGGGAGGACUUAAAUAUAAUCUCCUACAAUGUAAAGGGCCUCAAUGUUAGAGAAAAACGCACAAGACUCCUGAGGGACCUGAAACAAUACAGGACGUCGAUAGCGUUCAUCCAAGAAACGCAUUUUCAGGAGAACAGGGCCCCGGCACUGAAGGACCGAAACUUUCGAACGGGGUACUUCAGUAACAACCCAGAUAGACGAACGCAGGGAGUAUGCAUACUAUUCUCCAGCAGAAUCCCGUACAUAGAACAAGCCACCCUUAGAUGCAAACAAGGCAGAUAUAUUUUCACUAAAGGCACUAUCUCAGAUCAAACCUACACAUUCGCCAACAUCUAUGCCCCAAACACGAAACAAUACCACUUCCUCCGGAGCACUGUGGCUUCCCUGAUGAAGUUUACGGAAGGCACCCUGAUCAUCGGAGGAGACCUAAACCUGGCACUACACCCGGAUCAGGACGACACGUCCCCACAAGGAGCAACACCGCAAAACAGACAUGCGAAAACACUCCGCCUCCUACACCAACACCAGCUGGCAGACUGCUGGCGAGCAUUGCAUCCAACCGCCAGGGACUUCACCUUCUACUCAUCGGCACACUUAACAUACACAAGACUGGAUUAUUUUCUAAUGACACACCAUAAUCUGAACCUAUUAAACGCCGCUGAGAUCCUGCCAAUGACCUGGUCGGACCACUGCCCGAUUCGAAUGCGGCUGAAAUCGCCGCUAUACAGGCCCCGGCAGAUGUCAUGGAGACUAAACGAAUCGAUCCUCUCGGACGUGGUAGUGACAGAUAAGAUUAGUAACUCCAUACGAGAAUACUUCCAAACCAAUGAGACAGAAGACGUAACGCCACUAAUAUGCUGGGAAGCACACAAGACGGUAAUCAGAGGCCAGAUCAUCGCGCUAUGCGCAACCCGCAAGAAAGCAGCAAUGCAGGAAACGCUCGAGCUUAACAGAGACAUCGCAACCCUGGAGACCAGACACAAACGGACCUUGGACGCAACGACAUACCAGGAACUCACGGCCAAACGAAACCAACUCACCGCACAUCUCAAUCGAGCAAUUCAACGUUCAUACCAGCACUACAGACACAUGAUACAUGAACACGGGGAUAAAUGCGGAAGGCUGCUGGGAAACCUUCUGAAACAACGUAAAACCCAACUGUACAUCCCAAAGAUCAAAGACACGCAGCAACGACUUAAGCACCUCCCGGACCAGAUUGCGACAGAAUUCCGCACAUAUUACCAAGGCCUAUACCACCUCAGACAAGAUGAACCAGGAGAAUCGCAAUCGAGCAAACUCGCUGAAGUACGCAGAUACAUAGGCUCGGCGCAUAUGCCAGAAAUAUCAGAGACGGACCGAGAAGCACUAGAAGCCCCCAUCACGCCGGAAGAAUUGGCGUAUGCCAUCAAGAAGGCAAAAACGGGCAAGGCACCAGGGCCAGAUGGGCUACCCCUUCAAUACUACAAAGUUUUUACACAAGAGGUCGUGCCGCACCUACUGAAAGCCCUGA
Pelobates cultripes (western spadefoot toad) is the source of this 1540-nucleotide messenger RNA. Lineage: Eukaryota; Metazoa; Chordata; Amphibia; Anura; Pelobatidae. The record is from the annotation of a GenBank genome assembly.